Messenger RNA from Cinara cedri, 3300 nucleotides. NCBI's taxonomy places the organism in Eukaryota, Metazoa, Arthropoda, Insecta, Hemiptera, Aphididae. The record is from the annotation of a GenBank genome assembly.
AUGGUAAUAUUCAUACUUUCAUUAUUUACAUUGAAAUAUUAAACUUUAAAUACAUUAUGAAAAUUAAAUUUUAGUUAAGAAUUUUCUUCGGCUUAAUUUUAUUUCUAAAUUAUUGAUAAAUUAAAAUAUGUGACAAAAAAUAUUUAAAUAACAAAUACUAUUAUAUCAUAAGAUCCUACAUAUUAAAGUAAAUUUAUUAUAAUAAGAUUUAUUACAUACUUGGUUCAUUAAAAUUUUGUUUAUGUUAUUAUUAUUAAAAUCUGUAUUUUUAUUCUUAUGAAUGUAAACGUUUAUAAUAAUUUCUAAUAUUUGUAAUAAGUCGACAUUCUCUAUCAAGUUAUCUAUUAUCAGAUAUGUUUAAUCCAGUAAAAUAUAUUUAAAUGCCUUCAAGUUACUUGUUUAAACAUUAGAUUACAAUGAAUUAAAACAUGAAUAAAUUUAUAUAAGUUUAUAUAUAGGUUUAUUUUCAAUGUCCUUUCUUAUUUAGGAAAAUACUUAGUAUUAUUUUAGAUAAUAUUAGUCAACUAUAUGCAGUUUAAAAACUUCUAAUAUAUAUACAUUGUAUAUAUUAGUUUAAAAUUUAACGUUGUAAACUUAGUUUAAUAAAUUGUUAAUAUAAAACCCAGUUACCCUAUAGUUAAUAUACUUAUAUUUAUAAUUGAACUGUUUAAUUUAAGUACCAAACUAUCUUCCAAGCUCUAUUUUAAUAAACUAGAUUAAGGUUAUGUAUAAAAAUGAAAAUUAAUAAACUGAUUCAUCUUCUUCUCUUUUGUCUUCAUCUCAAAUAUUUGUGGUUGCUACUACAUCAUCCUCACAUUCAUAUACUCACAACAUAUAUCAUAUAUAUAUAUUUUUUUAGCGGGAACCUGAGCACCUUCGGAAACUUUUUGUUGGAGGUUUAGAUUAUAAAACAACAGAUGAAAAUCUCAAAAAAUAUUUUGAACAGUGGGGUGAAAUAAUGGAUGUUGUUGUUAUGAAAGAUCCUCAAACCAAACGAUCAAGAGGCUUUGGCUUUAUUACAUAUGCUGCAGCUCAUAUGGUUGAUGAUGCUCAAAGCGCACGUCCCCACAAAAUUGAUGGCCGUACAGUAGAACCUAAGAGAGCUGUUCCAAAAACUGUAAUUGAAAAAUAAGCAUAUAUCUAGUUUAGCGCCCAUGCAAUUGUUUGAGUUUUUUCAAAAUGUGGGGUUUUACUUGUACAUUAAGAAAAUACAAAUAAAAUCAAAUCGGACAAAUUUCGUUUUGCAUAUUUUUUAGUUGAAAUUUUGAAUUUUUUUUAAAAUGUGUUUUUUAAUGCCUUAUUCAUUGGUAUAACCAAUACUUACUUUUAUAGUUUUUGUAUAUAAAUAUUUAAAAAAAAGCAUUUUUGGAGUUCAUUCAAAGUGUGGUUAAAAUUUGUCAUUGUUUUUUAUUAUUAUUAUUAUUUCUAAUUAUUGAGAUUUUGAUAACCGGUUUUUUUUAUUUAAGUCAGAAUAAGGCUAUUUAGUUUACUUUUAGAGUUACAAACGUUUAAAUGCAAAGUGUUAUGCUGCACUCACUCGGACAAUUUUAAUCAAAAAUAAUCGUUAACUAUUUAUUUUUCCCUGUUACCUACUCGACGUGGUUUUGCACAACAAAUCAAAAGUUUGAAAAUGUUAAACUCUAACUAAGAAAUAUACAAAACAAAAACCCCUACAUUAAUGAAGUUUUCAAUCAUAACUUUAAAAUGAAGUUCGUCUGCCUUGAUUUUUUUUAUAUUUUUAAUGUGCAUGUAAAACCACACAUUUAAAAAAAAAAAAAAAUCAAAAAAUCACGUGGGCGCCAAAUCAGAUUUUUUCUGAAAAAUAUUGAUUAAUUUUAUUAAAAAUAUUUUAAUUAUAUCAUUUCUGUUCGAUAGGACAUUGGAAAACCUGAAGCUGGAGCGACAGUAAAAAAAUUGUUUGUCGGUUUGUUAAAUGAUAGCAUUACUGAAGAAGAUUUAAAAGAGUACUUUUCUCCAUAUGGUAAUGUCACUUCUGCUGCUUUAGUUGUUCAUAAAGAAACUGGGAAAAAACGUGGAUUUGGUUUUGUUGAAUUUGAUGACUAUGAUCCAGUUGAUAAGAUAUGUCGUGAGUGUAAACAUUAAUAUCUUUAAUUACAAUAUCUACUUAUUUUUUUAAUUCAUUAAUACAUUUAAUUUUAACAGUAAAAGGAUCACAUAUAAUCAAAGGUAAAAAGAUUGACGUGAAAAAGGCAUUAAGUAAAGAAGAAAUGGCUAGGGUGAAUGCUAGAAAUAACAGCAAUUCUUCGGAUAAUUGGGGAAAUGACAACCGAAGUGCCUGGGAACCUACAAUGAGAAAUUUUGGAAUGAGUGGUAGAGGUGGUGGUUGGAGAGGUAAAAUUUAUUAAAUUUAUCUAUUGUUUUAUAAAUAAUUUACAAUGUUUAAUAAGUAAAUUAAAAAUAAUAUUACUAUUUAAAGAUAUCUUAAACAUUAUAAUUUCAGGUGGUAAUGACCCUGAUCCGUGGGAUUCAGUCCCUAGUUCUCGGAGUAGCAAUUGGAGAAGUCCAUCAACUAGCGCUUGGAACAAUAAUUUUGGUGAUGGUUAUCAACAGAAUUUUAGUUCAGGUCCCAUUAGAGGAAGUGGUGGUCCUAUGCGUGGAAGUGGUGCUACAAGACCUGCGCCAUACAAUAGUAAUACUCAAUUUUUUCAUUAAGAUAAUAAUAUAAGUCUGAUGGUAAUUUUGGUGUUUCAUAAAAUAAAUUUAAUCUGAUAUACUUUUGAAUAUAGGGUAUUGUAUUCUCAGCAUAUUUCUGUUACUGAUUUUAUAAACAAUUGAUGAAAUCUAUUUCUUCACUCUAUUCACUAAGAUAGUGUCAUGUUUGUUUAUUUAAUAUUAUGAAAAAACCUUAAGAGUUGAAAAUAUCUCCUUGAGAAAACUCAUAGCACAAAUGCCCUUUAAUUUAUGUAAUUAAUGUAUUCCACUAUAUCUAUACAGUACAACAGUAUACUGCAAAUUUGAUAUAAUUCAAUAACUUAGUAUAGUAGCAUUAGUACUCAUUUAUCAUAAUGUCUUUCUUAAAAAAAUAUUUUGUAUCAUCUAUCAAAUAUUAUUAAUUAUGUUUAUUGUGCAGGUGGUUUUGAUAGUGGAUACAAUGACUUUAGUGGUGGAUUUAGUGGCAGUAACUUUGCCAGUGGUGAAGGAACUAACUUUUCUGGUGGAAGGGGAAGGGGAAGUGUUCGUGGAAGAGGUGGUCCUGGAAGAAGUGUAUCUGGUAGAGGCAUUGGAAAUACAAGUCGUGGUAGGGGUGCUUUUAGUCGAGGAGGAAGAGGAAGAUACUAA